UGGGAGACAACAUAUGAGAUAUAAGAGACAAGCAACACCUGAAAAGAGACAGUGUCACGCCAGAUUAGCUCUGUGACUAGACGUACGAAGUGUAUCGAAACGUUGCAAAUCGAAUUCACGAAUUAGCACAAUGAGGUUGUGGGUAUGGUUAACCGUGCUUUUGUUAGUUACAAUAUUCGCAUCAGAAGCAUUAGCGAAGAAAUCUAAGAAAGAUGUGGAAUCCAAAGGCAAAAAUGAGAAGCAAGAUAAAGUCCACGUCGAACGUAAUUCAAAAGAUAAAUAUCAGCCCGAAAAAUCUGAAAAAAAAGGAAAAGAGAAAUAUAUGAAAGAGGAAAAGUCGAAGAAGAAAAGGAGCAGCGAGUCAUCGGAACAUAGUAUUGAGAAACCUUCAGAAAAAUAUUCAGAAACGAAAAAUUCUUAUAAAUCGGAGCAAAAAUCAAAGAACAAGAAGAACAAACGUGAGGAAAGCGUCGAGCAGAUAAACAACGAAAAGGAAAGAAAUAUCGAAACCAAGUCAAAGUAUGCGAAAGAUAAAACGAAAGCGGAUACUCAAAGUAAGCAAAAUAAGGAUGCUAAACGCCAAUCGAAAGAAUCCGCUGAGUAUACCGAAGCUUCUCAGGAAUCAAAGAGCCAAAAGUCGAAGAAAAACAUGAAGGAAGGAAAAAACAAGAAGAAAUCGAAACAUGUGGACGAAGUAAUCAACGAGGAGGAGAAUAUUAACGUUAAGAAUAAGAAGAAAUCAAAGCGGUCCAAGUCGGAGUCUUCUGAAAAUACGCAGAAUGUCGAGAAUAAGAAAAGUAAGAAGAACAAAUACGAUAAGAACAAAAAGAAGCAAGAAGUAACUGAAAAUACAGACUCCAAAGCCUCUACAGACAGCGACGCAGAAUCAAUCGAAACUGAUGUGAUAUCCGAAGAUUCCACUCAAGAAGAAAGAACGUCAGAGACUGAGAACGAUAAGCGGAAAGUUCAGAGAACGCAGCAACAGGACAAGAAAAACAGGAAAAAGCGCGAGGUAGUGCAGGAAGAAAAGAAAUUCGAAGCGGAAAUAUCAGAAGAGCCUGUCGAAGAGGAAGAAAAUGUAACUGAAGAUCCAGUUUCGCAAAAAGACGAACAGGAGGCGGCUGAAACUGAAGAAAGUGAAAUUGAGAAAGAUUGUCCGAUGGAUUCGGACGUCGUAUCAGAUGAAUGUGCUGCAUUGUGA
Molecule: messenger RNA, 1201 nt
Organism: Dinoponera quadriceps
Lineage: Eukaryota; Metazoa; Arthropoda; Insecta; Hymenoptera; Formicidae
Product: cylicin-2-like
Exons: 3
Coding region: 131-1201 (356 amino acids)
Source: RefSeq, a predicted model, not a curated record